AGAUCCGCGAAUGGAUAGGAAAAAUCCAGUGGUGGCGGAUUCCCCGUUUUUCCCCCCAUUUCUCUGCUGGUGUGUGUCAAUAUGUCUGUUGCACAAGAAUUUUGAUUCCUCCUUUCUGUGUGUAUACAUGGGCACCUGAGAACUCGCAGCUCAAGGUAUGAGCCAGUUUGCCGGUGGCUUCGCCACGAUCAACCAGCCACUCUCCAUUCCCACCUGGAACACCAUUUCUCAAUUCAUAAGUAAUCAAUAAAUCCGUACCAAUCAAUAAUACUAAUUAUCUUGAGGAUUAUCAAGUACUCUAUUGGGAAACCUCAACCCCCAAUUCAUUAUACAAAUCAACAAACUGAAUUCUAUAGACGAGUCCUCACAGACGCCCGGUAAUUUCUGUUUGUCUCGCUCAUUUCUAUGAGUUUAUUGUGCACACGUGUUAAGUGAUACUAAAGUUUCGGCACAUUUGUGAAUUGAAAUUUGCGCAUUUGCGAAUUCAUUGAAAGGAUACAUUGGUGGCUGUGAUCUGACGCUUGUGACAUGAUAUUUUUUUUCAUUUUUUAUUAAUUCCGGAAUUGAAUUUUCGAUGCUGUGGAUGUGAGGACUUCACGUUAUUUGAGAUUACAUCGGUCAUUAAAGUAGGUGAAGAUGGAGCCAAAUCAAGUGGGUGCAUUGCCAGGUGCAUCAAUAGAGUUGAAAGCAAGAAGAGCACAAUUCCAGACACAGGCGUCCACCGUGGACACUAGGAGACGACAGGCGGUGUGUGUUAGAAGGGCGUUCAAAAAAUACGGGGGCAAGAACAACCCCAAUAUUAUUCUUGAUGGUCUCAACAUGACAGUGCCCAAGGGUGCUAUAUACGGUCUCCUGGGAGCGAGUGGCUGUGGAAAAACUACUCUCCUCUCCUGCAUCGUGGGAAGACGUCGUUUAAAUUCCGGAGAAAUAUGGGUUCUCGGUGGUAAACCCGGCUCCAAAGGCUCGGGUGUGCCUGGACCAAGAGUUGGUUAUAUGCCACAGGAGCUAGCACUCUACGGUGAAUUCACUAUUCGCGAGACAUUCAUCUAUUUCGGUUGGGUCGCUGGCAUGAGCACCGUGCAAGUUGACGAGAAACUGGAAUUUCUGCUUCAGCUUCUGGAGCUCCCCAAUGAGAAUCGCUUUGUGAAGAGUUUGUCUGGGGGUCAGCAGCGGAGAGUCUCCAUAGCGGCCACUUUACUCGCUGACCCGGAGCUCCUUAUUCUCGAUGAACCAACUGUUGGAGUUGAUCCUGUGCUACGACAGAAUAUCUGGGAUCAUCUCGUACAACUCACCAAAGAUGGAACUAAAACUAUCAUCAUCACCACCCACUACAUCGAUGAGACUAAACAAGCCACCAUGAUAGGUCUGAUGAGGGGUGGAAAGUUUCUGGCUGAGGAGUCGCCUCGUAAACUGAUGGAAAUGCACCGUCUAGACACCCUGGAGGAUGUUUUUCUGAAGCUGAGUAGAAAGCAGAACAUGGGACUGAGACGAAGAAGUAGUAUCCUGAGCAGCGUCACAGGUGUUCCCCCAGACAUUGACGUUGACGACGAAAUGAGCGGUGAAUUUGGAGACAACGUGAGCAUAUCAAGCCGACGGAGGAGCAUAGCACCACCAGUUCUCAACGAUAACGCCCCCGAAUUGCCCCCUGAGGAGGAGGGAAAGAGUAAUUUCGCUCCCCUCAAUCCCCAACACAUGAAGGCACUGAUCUGGAAGAAUUUCCUCUGGAUGUGGAGAAACGUCGGUGUCAUGCUUUUCAUCAUUGGUCUACCUGUCAUGCAAACUAUUCUGUUCUGCUUAUCGAUUGGCAAGGAUCCCGUUGGAUUAAAAAUGGCUAUUGUUAAUCAUGAGUUGAAUAACAGCCAUCAGCCCUGUAUUCCCUCGACUGGUUGUGAUGAGAGGAUGUACAGCUGUCGUUAUCUCAAGCAUUUGGCCACCAGAGAUGUCAAAUACGAUUAUUUUGAUACUGAAGAGGAGGCUCGUCAUGCUGUGGAGAAGGGACAUGCCUGGGCGGCUUUCUCCUUUCCCAGGAAUUAUACCGAUUCCAUUGUCGCCAGAAUAGCUGAGGGCAAGGAUGCCGAGUCCUGGACUGCAACGUAUGCUGACAUAUCCAUCGCUCUGGACAUGUCUAAUCAACAAAUUGCUCAACUCCUAAAACGUGAUAUCUAUAAAUCAUUUGAAAAAUUCGCCGCGGACAUCGCCGAAGGAUGCAACUACAGUCGCAGAGCAACAACAAUUCCCAUCUACUUCAAUCAACCAAUAUACGGACCAGAGGAGCCAAAUUUCACGAACUUUGCGGCUCCCGGUAUAAUUCUGACGAUUAUUUUCUUCUUAUCUGUCGCACUGACGUCUGGUGCAAUGCUGUUGGAACGUAACGAGGGUCUUCUGGAAAGAAGUUUGGUGUCCGGUAUCACUGGCACGGAAAUACUAUUCGGCCAAGUGGUCACUCAAUUUGUCGUGAUGAUAGGCCAGACUGUAAUGAUGCUCGUAUUUGUCUUCGCUAUUUUCAAAUUGACAAUUGAGGGAGAUAUUGCACUUGUCAGUGCACUGACGAUACUCUGCGGAUUAUGCGGAAUGUGCUUCGGUUUCGUGGUGGCCUGCAGUUGUGAGAACGAGCGGAGUGCCACGUACAUGGCGAUGGGCUCAUUUCUUCCAAUAGUUAUGCUAUGUGGAAUAAUCUGGCCAGUGCAGGGUAUGCACCCUGCCCUACGUGCCAUAAGUAUUGUCCUACCACUGACAAAAAGUACAGAGUCGAUACGAGCAAUGCUUGCCAGGGGUUGGGGUAUGAGUGAACCAGCAGUAUACGAAGGGUUUAUAUCGAUAUUCGUCUGGAUUCUCGUCUUUCAAACGAUCGCAAUACUUCUACUCAAAUUCAAAAAGGGAUAAUGAAGUUGCGUUACUGCUGUCGGAGGGAAUAAUCCAAAAUGCUCGGUACAGUUUUUGGUUGAGAGUAAUGAGAAUAUUCAACGGCAUACCUCGGGCUGUAUUCGUAUUGUAAUAAUAUCAGCCGCCACUGAAAGCUCGGUUUAAUUACAAUGCUGUGAAUACAAACGUUUGAAGAGCUAAAUUGAAUGCUCGUUCGACGCAUUAAUUAGGAGUCAUAUUUAUUUAUAGGUUUCUUCGUGUUUUACUAUUAUUUUUUCUCGUUGAUUCAUGAAUUUCACGUGGAGAGAAAUUUCUGAACUGCAGUCGUGAGAAAUUUCUAUUCCCUCUUUUCAGAAAAUUAUACUAUUCCUCAUUUUACAAUCUGGAAUGUGAAUAUUCGGGAGAUGAUAUUCUUUUUUGAAUCGAGAAAAGACUGUUAUUUCAAUCGACUGGGGGGUGGCAGAUUCGCUUUUUCUUUUUCGUGUUGAUUUCGUUUUUUGCAUGAUUAUACCGUGUGUUUAGACGGCGAGUAUUUGAAUUUUACUUUAUUUGUACAGAAUUACUGUAUUUUUAUCGUUAUUAUGGAGACGGAGGGAAGGACGUUGUUGUUGUUAUUUAGAAAUUAAUGUAGAAUAGGUCCAGUGUAAUUCUCUAUGUAUAGUAGACAAUAAAGUUAAGAAAAUUAAUAAAAUUAAUAAAAUUAAUAAAUUGCAA
This is a messenger RNA of Fopius arisanus, 3576 nucleotides long. It is a transcript of the gene osy, whose product is annotated as oskyddad. Bases 637 to 2883 code for a protein of 748 amino acids. Gene Ontology annotation, cellular component: membrane. The transcript is spliced from 9 exons. Gene Ontology annotation, molecular function: ATP hydrolysis activity; ABC-type transporter activity; ATP binding. The record is from RefSeq and is a predicted model, not a curated record. NCBI's taxonomy places the organism in Eukaryota, Metazoa, Arthropoda, Insecta, Hymenoptera, Braconidae.